AAAUAUCAAAGCAUCAUCUUCUUCUAGCUAGUAAAAGCAAAAGCAAUAUACAGUUAAAAAAUGGGUUCUCUAGUGGGUGGAUGGGAUUCUCGACCUCUCUCUGAUCCUAGAACAGUGAAGUUGCAAAAGAACAAAUCAAUGACAAAAGAACAGAUAGGAGAUUACUGGAGGUUGAAAAAGAAAACCGAGAAAAGUGGACCGGUUGAGAUGUUGAAGGCGGAGGAAGUGGUGGUGCUGAAAAGAUCAGCCUCUCUUCCGCCGGAAUCAUCAGAAAAUAUCAACAAGAACUUGCAGGGAGAUCAAAUCCAAAGGAAAACUGGAUGGUGGAGGAGGAGCAACUUAGCCUUUCUGAAUGAACCAACAUCAUCAUCCAAUGAUUAUAAUAGUGCUUGAUCAUCAAGGGAUUAUUAAUAACUAUGUUUAA
Impatiens glandulifera is the source of this 424-nucleotide messenger RNA. RefSeq lists its product as uncharacterized. NCBI's taxonomy places the organism in Eukaryota, Viridiplantae, Streptophyta, Magnoliopsida, Ericales, Balsaminaceae. The record is from RefSeq and is a predicted model, not a curated record. The coding region runs from base 61 to 393 and encodes 110 amino acids. The transcript is spliced from 3 exons.